Leucoraja erinaceus (little skate) is the source of this 1819-nucleotide messenger RNA. It is a transcript of the gene ptar1, whose product is annotated as protein prenyltransferase alpha subunit repeat containing 1. Gene Ontology annotation, molecular function: protein prenyltransferase activity. The record is from RefSeq and is a predicted model, not a curated record. Bases 72 to 1367 code for a protein of 431 amino acids. Gene Ontology annotation, biological process: protein prenylation. The transcript has 7 exons. NCBI's taxonomy places the organism in Eukaryota, Metazoa, Chordata, Chondrichthyes, Rajiformes, Rajidae. Gene Ontology annotation, cellular component: cytoplasm.
GUAUUUUUCACUCUCUCUCACUCUCAGCCUUGCCCCGGAAGUAUUGCAGUCGGCGAGGGGGAGUGAGGAAGAUGGCAGAGUCGGAAGAGGAGGUGAAGUUUUUGGUUCAGAGGGUUGUCAAAGACAUUGCCAACGCUUUCAGGAGGAACCCCAACAUUGAUGAGAUUGGAUUGAUUCCAUGCCUUGAAGCCAGGUACAACCGGAGUCCUGUAGUACUGGUGGAAAAUAAACUUGGUCUAGAAAGCUGGUGCGUUAAACUACUCUUGCCCUUCGUUCAUAGUAAACUUGUUCUCUACAGGCAGAGAAAACUGUGGUUAGACAGGGAUGCUCUGACUGAUCUCACUUGUACUCUACUGCUGCUAAACCCAGACUUCACUACAGCCUGGAACGUCAGAAAGGAACUCGUUCAGCUUGGAGCCUUGGAUCCACUUAAAGACUUGCACCUUGGGAAAUUGGCCUUAACAAAGUUCCCUAAAAGCCCAGAGACUUGGAUUCACAGGCGGUGGGUGUUUCAGAAAAUCAUCCAGGAAAUUUGUCGUCCAAAUUCGAGGAAUAAUUCAGGAAUCGUAUCAACGGAACAAAUGCAUCGAAUAAUCCAGGAUGAGAUGGCCGUGUGCUCGGCGGCUGCUGGGAGGUACCCAAGCAAUUAUAACGCCUGGUCCCAUCGGAUCUGGAUCCUGCAGCACGUGGCAAAGUGCAAUCUCAAGAUUCUUCUCGACGAGUUGUCCAGCACUAAGUACUGGGUGUCCACCCACGUGUCUGACCACAGUGGCUUUCAUUACCGUCAGUUCCUGCUGAAGUCCGUGGCAGGCAAUACCAAGGGCACAGUCAUUACACACGCUGGAGGACUAGCGAAGACAUCUGCGCACAAUAACUUCCACGCUGAUCUUGCUGCGCAUGGGAAGGGGGAAGGUGCUUCCAUGGAAGAGUACACAGCUGAUGUGCCGCUCAUGAUCGAAGAGGAAAUGGAACUUUGCUCCGAUCUCAUCGAGUCUUACCCUGGACACGAGGCACUGUGGUGUCACAGGAGGUGCGUGUUUUACCUUUGGCACUGUUGGAACAGAGAUCAUCUGCAGGUCUCGGUCGACACCUCCAGCAGGAGUGAGGCAAUGGCGAACAGCUUGCAACUGGCCGCUGCAUCCGGUUACUCCCCUCGCACCAUGGACGUUGUCGGGGCGGCAAACUCGUCCAAGCAGAGCUACACGCAGGAGACCAAGCGCUUGAAGCGCGGCCCCUCGCUGGACUUACACAGCCUGCUGGAGGAGCACCGUUUUGUCGACGCCAUCCUCGCAGGCUGCACUAACUCGGAGCAAGCCAGGUUUGCCACUGCUUACAGGAAGUGGCUAGACACUAUAGUAUGCCAGUAGCAGCUGCAGAGUACUCGGCCAUAUUAAACUUAGUCUUAAAUCCAGCUCCCCAACACAGUUUUCUGUUUUGACCGCCGGUGUUGCAUGGCGCUUUUUGUAAAGGUUAAUAUUCAGUACUGUGAGUCCCAUUUUAAAAUGGGGGCUGAACUGAACCUGACCCAAAAAUAAACUACAUUCGUAGAGGCUUCACGUAGAGAUAAGAUUUGCAAACUAAUAUGACAAACACCAGCUGAUUUUUAAAAUGUUGACAUUAGAGGGGCACCAUUUGGCAGAUGUAAAAAUGUAUGCUUGUACAUUAUCCAUUUUAUGUCUAUAAGCAAGUUAACCAAUAAUCGAUUUUUGUUUUGUAAAUAUAUUUGUAACUGGAUAAACUUCCAACUUUUCCUCCUUUGCUUACCCUCAUGGAAAUUAAACCUGGCAAGAUUUCAGCCUCUCGCUACCGAUAAACUAAA